CUUAGCAGAUGGAUCAGCGUAAAAAUAGGGUUUAAAUACGGAUCAGAGUUUUACCAUUUCACUUUUGAAUUUGCCUAAGAGGUGAGCGUACGACUCGCUCCGAAAAAAGAAAACGAGAAAAGAACUUGUUUUAUACAUCUACAUAGGAUCAAACACUCUCUCUAUCCCGGUAUGUUGAACAUUUCAUCUCAUACAAUCUUGAAUAAUUAGUUUCGACAUUUAGAUGGAUUAGUUUUCACUUCGUCAGGCUGUAGUGUGUAUGAUAAACUUGGUAUAGACACACAACUUGCCAUUUCUUGUUGGAGUGUUCCGCGUCUUUUUGUUAUUUUUACAUGUUUUGUAUUUCAUUUUAAAAGGAAAAAUUCUCAGGUUAACAAAUUAAUUCUUAUGGAAGCUAUACACCCAAAAGACGAGGAAAAGCUUGAGGAGGGCUUUUCAAGGGAGAAAUUUCUUUUUUAGUGAAUGAACAACAUUCUUGUGAUAAGUAACACACAUUCAACCACCCUGUCCUCGGCCGAGUUGAGCCGUUUUUUUUUUUUCUUCAAUGACAAGACUCUUUACGUAUGCUCGGAGUCAAUGAAUGUCCUUUAUUCUUGUAGCAUUUUUGGAGGGUUUCAAGGGGUGUAUUUUAACCGAAAAAUUUUACCCAUUAUACUUAAUUAAGGUUUCAAAUGCUAUAAGUCACAUGACAACAUCUGAACCAUUGUGCCUACCGCUUGAAUCAAGUAUUAGAAGCGUUAAUCCUGCUUAAAAAGUUAACAUUUAGCAAUUUUUGGAUCAUUUUUUCUCGGCGACAAAUCUUUUAAACGAAUUCAUUCAAAUUUUUCCAUUUAUUGCAAAUGUUUUCGGCAAAAGUUGUCCAAACACGGUUUUUGUAACUCUCAUCUGGAACGUAUUGUUUUAGCGACCAUUAUUCACAUUUUGGCAAAAACAAAUUUUAUCCCUUUUUUGGCGUCAUUGUUUAAAAAAAUAUUUUUUCAACAAAAAAUUGUCCGGAUACGAUUUUUAGAUCUCCUAUUUGGAACAUACUUUUUCAGCUCCCAAUUUUCUUGAAAUUCAACAUCUUUGCUAACAAAACAUUAUCCUUUUAAGUUGGGUUUAUCCAUUAUAACCAGAUUUUGUCUAACCGCUACUUUAGAAGCGAAUUAAGAUAUUAUAGUCACUGUUUGUUCAAAGCUAAAACGUUCGCUCAUUAAAUUUAGUAAAGCAAUAUCUUUUAUCUGAUGCGUCGGAAACUUAAUGUAAAUGCGUUUGAUUCUGGUACUGAAAAUCUUUAAUUCCCAUAAUUUUAUUGCGCCGACGGCUUUUCCUUUGAUUACCCCAAGCGAAAAGCUAAUCUUUUUAACUGGUCAUAAUGUAUCUUGUUCGUAAGACUGACGCAAUAUGUGCUAAUUUCUCUUUCAUUUUUUUAUCCAGUUGGCAUUUUGUUAUUGGCUGGUAAGACGUUACGUCGUUAUGUUAUCGUCGGUCAAAAUAUCACUCGCCCUAGUCUCUUUGUUGAUCCUUGUACAUGUAAACGAGGCUUUUCCGAUGAAGGAGUGGCUACCAAGAAGAUCUAUGGUGAAAGACGAGGACAGUGCUAUUGAACAGCGGUUUGAUGAAGACUCUUACAGCAGGUAAUAUAUAUUGAUGCAAGAAAUAAAAUUCUAUUUUGCCUUUAUAUGAUAAGCUGAAUUAUACACGCACGUUGAUUGGUUCGUACUGUGAUUUAUUAAAGGACAGACACGGAUGUCGUCAACAUUGCCUUUUUUUUUUUUUUUUUUUUUUUUUUUUAUAAUAUAAAACAAAUAGAUUCCGUGUUGCCGUGGUUCUGUCCAAAAAUAAAUCAGAGAAGCGUCAAAACGUAGUGGGAAAAUCAGUGACACAUUCGAUUGCGCCUCCUGAGCUACUGUUUUGUUCUCAGUUAGCGAUUAGAUGAUUUGCCAACAUUCUUGAAGGGUUAAAAAAUAAAUUGCGUUAAGCCCUCUUUUUUUUCCCCAUAUUUCCAGCCCGAUGAAAAUUUUAAAUGAAGACGACAAAGAAGAAGACAUGUUUGCUGACGAUGCAUCGGAAAGAAAUUUCCGAAAAAAGGAUUUCUCAAGGCAGUACCAAUGUCGAUUUGGUGGUUGUGGAAAAUGAAUGAGUAAGUUAAAAAUAUGGGGUAAUUUUGUUGGAAUUUUCCUUUUUUUUUUUCUCUAUACUUUGGAGGUAAUUAGCAAGUGGAUGGCAGAUAAUGGGCUAUGGUAGAUUAUAUUGCCAGUGAAACCGAUUGAUUGACUGACUGACCGACUGAAUAACUAACUGGCAGACUGGUUGACUGAUCGGCUACCUGACUGUUUAACUGACUGACUGACUGACCGACCUACCAACUGACUUACUAUCCGGUUGACCGACUGACUGACUGACUAACAGACUUACUGACAGACUGACUGACCGGCUGACUGACCGACCAACUGACUGACUAGCUGACCGACUGACUGACUGACUGACCGACUGGCUGACUGACUGACUGACUGACUGACUGACCGACCGACUGACUGACUGACUGACUAACAGACUGACUGACCGACUGACCAACUGAUUGACCGACUGACAGACUGACUGACUGUGACUGACUCACUGUUUCACCGACUGACCAACUGAAUUACUUACUAACUGAGACACUGACCGACAAACUAAGGUAAUGAAUGACCGACUGGUUGACUGACUAACAGAUUUGUUCAUUUAUUCAUGCAUUCGACUUUCUUUCUUUAGCAUCCAUCGGAAUAAAGAGAAACAUAUGGCAAGGAAACAAUAAACGAAUCAAAGAAAAAGACAAGGCAGCUAAAACUUAACAAAUUAACAGACCAUUUGAAACAAAAUGUAGGAUGUUACUUCAAAUCAGUAUCAUACAAAAGCAAAGCUUUUAAAAAGGUUUACUUGUUAUUCUGUUCUCCGCAGUUAAUGCUGUAAAAUGUCCCUUGUAUUUUACUAGUUUACUUCAAUCGAAUAUUAUUCUUUGUUUUCAAUCUAAUCCUAAUUAACGACAUUCGAAUGUUUUCAAAAGUUUAUUGCGCACUACUUGUUAAAGAGGUAUAUGCAGUAUCAAUAAAAACAGGACUUACGUAGAUCCCCACCGUAGAGGAGAUGUAAGGAGUAAAUAAAGAUCAUUUAUGGAUCAG
Messenger RNA from Pocillopora meandrina, 3140 nucleotides. Lineage: Eukaryota; Metazoa; Cnidaria; Anthozoa; Scleractinia; Pocilloporidae. The record is from the annotation of a GenBank genome assembly.